AUGAUAGCACGUAGUGCUUACUUUCAGAGCCCUACCGUAAACUAAGCUCCACUAUAAUAGCAACAGAUGAUAAUGCUUCCAUUUACUUAGGUCAGUCAGGCCCAAUACUAGGGCCAUGGGAUAAACUAGUACUUCACUCCUCCCUCUAAUCAACUUCCUUAAACAAGAGGACUGGUUUAUAAUAAUACUUAAGGUAUCAUACCUGCAGUUCAUAGCCUAUUUUAAAAUAAUCAGUUGUCCACCAUACCAUUUAUUUCUGCUAACAGAUUUUAGGACUACGAUAAAAAAUAAAUUGCAGAUUUAGAAAAUGAUGAAGUGUAAGAAAAUUUCGAUUACGAUUCUGCUUAAGAUAACGAUGCCAGUGAAAUGUUAGAAAAUCAUGAAGUACAACAUAAGGAUGGCUUAAAUCAAUUAUUGAGUGAAUCGUUAUAGUAUCCUCUUCAAUCGGAUAACUCCUAAUCUGAUAUAUAUUAACUACUAAAAUUAAACGAUACAGAGUAAAUUCAAGAGCGAAAUAAAUAAGGAAAGCUAAGUUAUAAAUGUCCAAUAUGCAAGAAGUCUUUGACAAGGAGAGAAAAUGUCAAAAAUCAUUUGAUUUCCAUUCAUUUAAAAAUUAAGCGCCACUAGUGUAAGAUUUGCCAAAAAAAAUUCUCAGAAAGAAGCAAUUUACUGGUACAUCUAAGAAUUCAUGAUAAGAGAUAACCCUAUCAAUGUUAGACAUGCCACAAAAAGUUCAACUCGCUUGGUAAUAUGCGAGACCAUGAGAGAAGACACAUUAGGCAGAGAACCACUCUAAAGAGUCAAUAUCUGAAAAUAACCAUGGAUACUUAAAUAUACAUGCGAUAUGUUUAAUUUAGAAAGCCAUAAAUACUACAAGCCAAUUCAAACAUAACUUCAAAUGAGCUAGCUUAAAUUAUUGCUAAGGAAUGGAGUAGUAUGGAUUAAGACUAGAGGAAUUAGAUAGCACAGACAUUAAACUAACUUAAUGAGUGCUUAUCUUAAAGCUGCAUACAAUAGAACUCUGCAAAUGAAUUAUAAUCUACUAAUGAGAGCACUUAAAAUAAGUAAGUUGAGUAUGAUAUGUCUCCCAGUAGUCCAACUCGUCUCUUUUAUGAGGAAUUUAUUGAAAAAGCUAAAACUGUAUAUCCAGAUCAUUCUGAGGAUUACUAUAUUCAAAUUAUGAGCAAUCAGUGGAAUUCUAUGAAUCAAGAAGCAAAGUAACCUUACAUUGCUAAAUCUAUUUUAUUCAAGCAGCAGAUAUCUUAAUAAUAAGAAUAGCAAUAGUAAAAUGCUACCAAGCUACCUCAGAUUAUAAAUAAUGGCGUUAAUAAUCAACCCUAAUUAAAUGGAACUUCUUUAAACUAAGUAAAUGCUUAGCCUAUUUAGUAGGCAAAAGGUGUUUCAAUAUCUCAGCUAAAUUCUUUUCCUUAACUAGUUCAACCACUUAAUAUCAAUAGUAAUACUUAAGUAAAAGUAUCUGAAAGAACCUGUAAAGAAGCUAAAAGAUCUCUAGAUGCAAGAGUAAUGUUUUCAAAGUAAAUGAAACAAGCAAUAUUAACCCAAUAUCCUUAAUAUCCUGUAGCAGAUUUAGUAAAAACUAUUGAGCUUGGCUGGAAAAAGUUAUCUUUAGCUUACAAACAGAUGUUUAUCAAUAUGACUGAUAGAAUAAACAAUGAAUAAAAAGUUGCCAAAACUCAAUCUGAAUCUUACUAUCAAAAGAAAAAGCGGCUGGCUGCAAUGGGAUUAUCUGUCAAUGGAUAACCAAUCUAAAAUCAAUUGAAUCAGGUAAUUUCACCAUCUAUCGUUCCUAUCCAGAAAAAAGAAAAGAAAUAAAAAGGAGUCCCUCAAUUACCCUAGGUAAAUCUACCGAUAUAAAAUCCAAUAAAUCCAAUUCAUUAAUUGCCUAAUGGUUUAAAUCUUUUGACUUAAAAUUAGCUUUUGGGAGGCUUAAAUCAUAGUUUGGCACAAAAUCUAGGUGGCCUUCCAUAAAUAGGAUAAUUAGGAAGUUUAAACCUAAAUAGUAUAUUGAAUCCUAUGCUACCAUAACUCAGUGCUUUAUAAGUUCCUUAACCUUCAUUAGCUUAAACUGAUCUUUCAAAGAUUUUGCAAGUUUAUCAGUAAAACCAAUUAAUAUGCAAUCAAUUGCUCAUGCAAGCUUCGAUGCCUUGCUUGAAAUUAAACACUGGCCUAAGCCUUGGUUAGAAUUUUGGACUUAACCCUACUAAUUUACUACAAACUGAUGAUCUCAAGCUGCAGUAAUUGCAACAAUAAUUGAUGAUGGAUCAAAAUAAUGCACACAUGAACCCAGAAUUAAACCAGCCCAUGAAUUUAUCUUGA
Molecule: messenger RNA, 2337 nt
Organism: Stylonychia lemnae
Lineage: Eukaryota; Ciliophora; Spirotrichea; Sporadotrichida; Oxytrichidae
Source: the annotation of a GenBank genome assembly